AACUCUCAUCAGGUUCAGUUCACGCAGCAGAGACCUCGACGCACUCACCACACAGCCUCGCGUUUCCACCUACAGCGACACAGGCCACUACCAGCUAGCUACCUCGGCACGCCCAGCCGGCCAGCUCUCAGCUGAUCACGUCCGUACGCGUCAUGGCAAUGGCAUCGGCUCUGCCGCCGUUCACGGUGCGGCGCGGGGAACCCGUGCUGGUGGCGCCGUCGUCGCCAACGCCGCGGGAGACGAAGCCGCUGUCGGACAUCGACGACUCCGAGGGCAUGCGCUUCUACAGCUCUGGCAUCCACCUGUACCGCGCCAACCCAUCCAAGGCCGGCCAGGACCCGGCCACGGUCAUCCGCGAGGCGCUGGCGCAGGCGCUCGUCCCCUACUACCCGCUCGCCGGCCGCCUCCGCGAGGUGGAAGGCAGGAAGCUCGUCGUCGACUGCGCCGCGCAGGGCGUCCUGUUCGCCGAGGCCGACGUCGACCUCACCGCCGACGACUUCGGCGACGUCCAGAGCCCGCCGUUCCCGUGCUUCGAGCAGUUCAUCCUCGAGAGCACCACCGUCGCCGGCGUCGAGCCCGUCGUCGACCGCCCCUUGCUGUACGUCCAGGUCACCCGCCUGGCGUGCGGCGGCUUCAUCUUCGGCCAGCGCUUCUGCCACUGCGUCGUGGACGCCCCGGGCGGGAUGCAGUUCGAGAAGGCCGUGUGCGAGAUCGCGCGCGGCGCCGCCGCGCCGUCCGUCGCGCCGGCCUGGGGCAGGGAGAUGUUCAUGGCGCGCAACCCGCCUCGCCCGGCCUACCCGCACGUCGAGUACCGCGAGCCCGCGGGCGGCGUUGGCGUCGACCGGAUACUGACCACUCCCGCCGCUGACAUGGUUCGCGUGCCCUUCUUCUUCGGGGCACGGGAGAUCGCUGGGCUGCGCCAGCGGGCGCCGCCCGGGAUGCGCUGCUCCCGGUUCGAGCUCGUCGCCGCGUGCAUCUGGCGCAGCCGCACCGCCGCGCUCGGGUACGCACCCGACGAAGAGGUGCGCCUGUCCUUCAUCGUGAACGCACGCGGCCGGCCCGACAUCCCGCUCCUCGAGGGAUUCUACGGGAACGCCUUCGCCUACUCCGUCGCGGCGGCCACCGCCGGGGAGCUCUGCGGCGGGGACCUCGGUUUCGCGCUGGAGCUCGUGAAGAAGGCCAAGUCGGCGGUGACCUACGACUACCUGGUGUCGGUGGCGGACCUGAUGGUGCUGACGGGGCGGCCGCUGUUCGAGGUGUCGAGAACGUACAUCGUGUCGGACAUCAGCCACGCCGGGUUCAAGAGCAUCGACUUCGGCUGGGGUGAGGCCGUCUACGGCGGGCCGGCGAAAGGCGGCGAAGGGCCGCUCCCCGGCGUCACCAACUACUUCUCAAGGGCCAAGAACGGCAAGGGGGAGGAAGGCACCGUCGUGCCCAUCUGCCUGCCCAAGGACGCCAUGGAGAAGUUCCAGCUCGAGGUGGAAGGCCUCACCGCCGAGCUCUAGGCGAUCCACCGCCGCGCACCGGCCGGCCGGCCGGGGUACAUGCAUAUAUACAUGUCAGGGUGUGCGCAUGCAUAACAAUAGCCUACCAAGGAAGGCAUGAGCGCAACUUUACACUACUGUAGAUAGAACGUCGUCAUCAAGUACGUACACCAUAAAUGCGUCCUGUUCGUCUCGUCGAUAUGGCGGUAUAUAUACGCGUGUUUUGUUUUCUUACUAUAUACACAGCUGUACGUACGCACCGAAAUAUAUACGGUGGUGUGUUCUCCACCGAAAUAUCACUUGCAGAUUUGCAAUGUCAA
Sorghum bicolor (sorghum) is the source of this 1804-nucleotide messenger RNA. RefSeq names its product benzyl alcohol O-benzoyltransferase. The record is from RefSeq and is a predicted model, not a curated record. Bases 153 to 1505 code for a protein of 450 amino acids. The transcript has a single exon. Lineage: Eukaryota; Viridiplantae; Streptophyta; Magnoliopsida; Poales; Poaceae.